Molecule: messenger RNA, 1923 nt
Organism: Linum trigynum
Lineage: Eukaryota; Viridiplantae; Streptophyta; Magnoliopsida; Malpighiales; Linaceae
Source: the annotation of a GenBank genome assembly
GCUCACUCUCCCCGGGAUCAUGGCGGCCUCUUCGUCGUCGGAAACGUCCGAUUCCUCCGACUCCUCGGCCUCCCGCAGCCGUCGCCGCCACCACCGCAGCCGACGCGACAGGGACAGAGAGUCUCUCAAGGUUCGUAAGAAGGUAAAGGACAAAAAAUCCCAUCCCAAGCGUCGCCGCCGGCACCACCGCUCCUCAUCCUCCCCCGAUUCCUACGAGUCUUCUUCUUCUGAUUCAUACUCCAGAAGUGAGAGCUCAUCCGAUAGUGAGCCUGAAACAUCUAACCAUUCAAAGAGGCCUAAGAAAAGCGAUAGGUCGAAAAAGAGCAAGGACAAGGAUAGAAGAAAGAAUCAUCGUCAUAAGCGUCAGAAGCUAAAGGCAAAAGAGAAGGCACGGGAAGAGAGAAAGAGCAGUCCGGUCCAACUUUCUAAGUUUUUAGGACGUGACAAAGAUGACGGUGUGCGUCGAAGUGCUGUUUCGGGGAAAAAGAUACUGUUGAAGGUGGAGAAGUCAAGAGAGGACAAAGAGGCAGAGAACAAAAGAAAUGAAUUACUGAAAUUCUUGAAUGCCAACUUUGAUUGACAGCUCCGUUUCUGGAAAUGUAUGAUUGGAGAAGUCAUUAGGUGCCGAACUAUGUGUGCUAAUCUUCCGAUGAUAAGGCAGUCGGACAGAACAGCAAGGUGAUGUUCGUAUGACAUGCAAAGAUUUGCCGGUCAUGGAGCUGCGUUUUGUGGUGAAAGCAAAGAAGUACUUUUGAUUGAGCUUUGUGUGUUGUUUGAACUUUGAAUCUGAGUCUUUCCAGAUGGGUAGAAUGUGUUCUUUUCACGUUGUUAUGUUACUAUGAUUGUGAAUGGUGCCAUAGAUUUACACUGUUAUUUAUGUGCCAUUAGAAAAGCUUGGUGGCUAGCUUUUGUGAACCCAUUUACUUGCUGAGUUACUAAUUGAUCGUUUGAGUAUUUAUAAAGUCGGGGUUGUUUGGAUGGGUGUUUCUCACGAGGGAAUGUGACAAUUGGACCACAUUGUCUCAUUUGGCAACCCAAAAGCAAAAUGGAGCAAUUUGGGCCGGGGAAUUAGAAUUGGAUCAUUAGGGUGCAAUUGGAAAAACCUGGGUGGAGGGGGAGGGAAUUAUAAUUGACGCGUUUUCCCCAUCUCUUCCAAAAGUGACCUUCUCAUUUUUUCCUUCUCUCUCUUCAGUCUUCACAGAGACGAAACCUUUCUUCUCUCUUUCCCAUCUUUCUUCAACUGUCACCGAUAAAAAUCCCUUCCUCUCUUUCCCGUCUCUCUCUGAUAGACGUAGACGGCAUGCAACGGCGAGAACGAGAUCGCCGAUCUUGUCUCUUUCGUUUUUUGUAGACUUUCUGAUCUAGGCUUCGAUGGCGAGACCUAAAUCUGGCAGAGCGAAGACGAGUCAAAGAGAGGAAUAGAGAAGCUCUUCGGAGAAAGUGAUUAAUUGAGUUCGAGUUUUCAGAGGUUGAUCUUUGUCUUUGCCCACGCUUUCUGUUUUGAACUAGCAAUUUCCUUUCCUCUAAAAACUAGAGUUCUUAGAAGCUAGAUUUUUCUUCCCCUGCAACCUAUGUCUUCAUCUGACUAUGAGAAAGUCAACUUUGUGGUAGGGAUGAAGAUGAACAAGCAAAGAAGAAGUCAAAGAAAGAAAAUGAAGGAGAGCUCAAUCUUGUUUUUCUUUAUUGUGAGCCAUCACCAACGGAUGGAGUUGAAACCCAGAUUUGGCUUUAACAAAUCAUGUUCUUUUUUUAUUGUGGUUUGUUAGUGUUCUAAUCGAAAUUUGGAUUUGUUGGAUAUAGUGAAUCUGCUCGAAUUUCAAUUUGGCACGGUUGAAUCUGCUAUAAUUACCGAUUAUAGAUUUGUGGAUGAUAACUCGAGGGGAUUCCCUGAGAACUAUCCAGAAAGAAAACCCAGAAAAGGUC